Messenger RNA from Penicillium arizonense, 306 nucleotides. Its product is annotated as tetratricopeptide repeat protein. The record is from RefSeq and is a predicted model, not a curated record. NCBI's taxonomy places the organism in Eukaryota, Fungi, Ascomycota, Eurotiomycetes, Eurotiales, Aspergillaceae. Gene Ontology annotation, molecular function: protein binding. Bases 1 to 306 code for a protein of 101 amino acids. The transcript is spliced from 3 exons.
AUGUCAUCAAUAGCACAGCUUAAGGGCCGGUGGGAAGAGGCCGAGCAGCUCGACGUGCAGGGCCGGUGGGAGGAGGCCGAGCAGCUCGACGUGCAGGUAAUAGAGACUCGCAAGACGAAGCUCGGCGAGGAUCAUCCCUCUACGCUGACGAGUAUGGCCAACCUAGCAUCGACGUACCGGAACCAGGGCCGGUGGGAGGAGGCCGAGCAGCUCGAGGUGCAGGUGAUGGAGACUCGCAAGACGAAGCUCGGCGAGGAUCAUCCCGAGACGGGGGAGUACGAACUUGGCUAUGAAACUAUGAAAUGA